AUGGCCGAGGGAGGGGCCCCCAGGGGGCCCCCCAAGCUGCUGCUGCAGCGCGUGGGGCUGCAGGGCCUCAAGGCCGGUUUGCUGCAGGCGCAGACACGGGGGGCCCCCGCGCUGUGUCUUUCUUACGGGAAGGAGCUGCUGGACAGAUUUGCUGCUGCUCUCAAAGAUGAAGUAUAUGCUGUUUACGAGACUGUCUACCUCGCGGCCUUGACCCUUAACGAGCCAGCUGUUUAUGAGCGGUGCUACAACGCGCUGGUUGCCCGCUGGGGCAGCAGCAGCAAACGGCUGCGGGGGCUGCUGAUGCUGCAGCAGGAAGCAGCAGGAAAGCACCAGCAGGCAAUUCGGCUGCUGGCAGAUUAUCUGCAGCAGCACCACGGAGAUGUGGGGGCCAGAAGAAGAGUCGUGGCCACCUACAGAAUCCAGGGGUCGCAGGACAUCGUGCUGCAGCAGCAGCAGCAGAAGCAGCAGCAGAGCGGCUCGAAGCAGCAGCAGCAGCAGCAGCAGCGGCAGCGGCAGCAGCGCAAACGCCCCGAAGACUUGGAAGCACAAGAGGCCCUCAAAUCUGCUGCUACUCUUUUGGCUCUGGGCCUGGAAGCAGCAAAACGUCUUGACAAGAUGUACGAGCAGCAGCUGCAGCAGAGCCGCUCGGGAGUCCGCGCGCAGCAGCAGCAGCAGCGGCCUCGGCGCCUGCAGACGCAGCAGCUGCAGCCGACUCGCAGCAGCGGGCACAUGGAGGCAGCAGACGGGCUGCUGCUGCAGCAGCAGCAGCCGCUGCUGCUGCAGCAGCAGCAGCCCCCAGAAGUGUUCCCUGUGGGCGCUGCAGGCCCCCGUGAAGGCGCAGCAGCUGCAGCUGCUGCAGCAGCAGUUGUGGCGGCGGCAGUGGAGGCAGCAGGCGCCACCGCCGUCGCAGCAGCAGCAGCAGCAGCACCGUCAGCAGCAGCAGCAGCAGCAGCAGCACCGUCAGCAGCAGGCGAAGAGCUGAAGCGCGAGGCGGGGCCAGGCCCCCAAGGAGGGGCCCCCAGCAGCAGCAAAGCUGCAGCAGCAGCAGCAGCACUCUUUGCCCUCAGCGAGGAAGACCUCAGGAAGACAUACACCCGCAUUCGCCGUGCUGCUGCUGCACUGCAGCAGGAGCUGCAGGAGCAGCAGCAGCUGCUGCUGCAGCACGUGCGCCGCCGCAGGGCCCUCGACUUAGAGAUCGCCGAGCUCAAGAGCCGCGCCAGCGCCCUCCCCAGCAGCAGCAGCAGCAGCAGCAGCAGCAGCAGCAGCAGCAGCAGCAGCAGCAGCAGCAGCAGCAGCAGAGCAGCAGCAGCAGCAGCAGCAGCAGCAGCAGCAGCAGCAGCAGCAGCAGCAGCAGCAGCAGCAGCAGCAGCAAUGAAGAACAAGUUCCCAGAUUUCUCAAAGAAGACCCUCUUGCUGCAGUCCCUGCUAUGA
Eimeria necatrix is the source of this 1431-nucleotide messenger RNA. RefSeq names its product TPR Domain containing protein, putative. Gene Ontology annotation, biological process: protein folding in endoplasmic reticulum. The record is from RefSeq and is a predicted model, not a curated record. Gene Ontology annotation, cellular component: EMC complex. The coding region runs from base 1 to 1431 and encodes 476 amino acids. Lineage: Eukaryota; Apicomplexa; Conoidasida; Eucoccidiorida; Eimeriidae. The transcript has 5 exons.